UAGUAAUGCGAUCAAGCUACGAACAAAAACUACACUCAUGAUGUUGACUUUAUAAAAGUAUAGCAACCAGCCGUGUCGCAGACUAGUGUCAGUAGUGAAUUUACGGACGGUGCGCUGGGUAGCGACGCCGCCAGGUUUGGACUGGAGCUGGAGUGGAACUCGCUCGAGUCGACGCUUGCCUCUGACUGCCAGAGCUCGGCUUAGUUUUCAACCAGGCUACGCCUCGCAACUCCGUCCCACUCGCCGUCUUUCAAGGACCAGUACUAGCAGUAGUGCGUCGAGGACUCUAGGACGUUCCUGUGGAACGAUGGUCAGGGUUGCUCAACAGCUGUAGGCUCUAGCUCUGUAUCUAUCUCUUGCACUAGCAACAGCUGGAACGACAACGACGACGGCAGCGGCGGCGGUGUCAGUGGUGGCAACGGCUUAAGAGGCAUUUCCAGCGGGCGACGCAAGGAAACCAACAGAACCAGCGACGGCAGCAAUCGUCACGGUAACGGUACCAUAGCCAAUCAGCAGCAAGAUGGGAAACUCCGGUAGUAAGGGGCGUGACCUGCCCGAAAGUGUCACUGCCGGGCUCAAUCCCGCCAAAGCCGAUGCGCAGUCGGACGACGACCUGAAGUUUGAAAUACCGGAUAGCGUGCUGGAGAAGUUCACCAUGGACCAGGUGCAGAUACUGGUGAAGGCAAUCUACCGGUUGCCGAUGGUUACCCAGCCUCCGGAUGACGUCAUGGGCAGCAUGAUCAGCAGCACAGAGGUGUAUACGGUACGGCAGAGCGAGAAUGCCAAGCGUGUGCUGGAGCGGGGAGACAUGAGAACGCGCGGGCUGUUCAUCAUGUUGAGCGGCAAGGCCAAGAUGUACGUGAUGACGGAGCAGGAGCGGAACCUGACCGAUCCGGACGUGUUGUCCCGGGCACAGCAUCGCAUGCGUCACCUUCCAGCACCGCCUGCGCCCAGGGAGAUGUUCACCGAGGUGCUGACGACCGGGGACUUCUUUGGGGAAGUCCCCCUGGUGUUCGGUGUACCGUCCACCUUUGCUGUGGACGUUCAGCCCGGGUCUCAGUUUGUGUGUCUGCUGAAGGAGGCGUUCACCGACAGGUUCAUGCCCAGGAUUGACUCGCCGGAUGGGGAGAUGCAGAUGAGACUGUGGUCUGCACAUAGAGCGUACAUGGACUUGCCAGGCAACAUCUACUUCAAGCACAGUCUCUCGCGUGAAUUCACCAAGUCACUGCCCAUCAAUCCCAAGUUCUCCAGUCUAUGCAACGUACCGUCAUUCACCGGCCUGCCAUAUCGUCUACUGUUAGCACUAUCCCAGGAGAAGGAAGUCACUAUCUGUCAGCCAGGCAAGACAAUGUUCCGCAAAGGCCUGCCCAGCACGGAUCUCCACAUUCUCCUUACGGGCUGUGUACAGCUGGAGGAUCGUCAUGGCAAGGUACUGGCUGAGUUCUCUGCCAACUGCUCCAAGCCGGGGAUUGCCCUUGGAGAACACGCGUUCUGGCGAAGCUUGGAGAAUGCUGUGACAUGCAGAGCAAUGUCGACAUGCCAGUUUGUAUUCUAUAGCAAGGGACACCUUCUGAAGGUGCUGCGCAGUAUGAAGGGUGAGGAUGCUGAGUAUGGCAAGGCACACUUCAAGUCCCUAGUCGAGUCAUGGGAUGUGUUGCACAGGAACAUCCCGGACGACAUUCGCCAACAGUACCCACUGGGCUACAACCAGGACAUCCUGGAGUAUCGUCUUCUGCAAAUCCCAGCAUUCAGCAAGCUGCGCAAGGCCGAUCUCUACAAGCUGAGCCUGUCAAUGGUCGUGCGCAAGUUUACAAAACAGCAGAACAUAGUUCAGGACGAUUCUGAGCUAGCCUGCGUGAUCGUGUCUGGCAAAGCUCGACUCGUCCUGCCCAGUGGUCAAAAUGAACCGGACCUGAGAGCUGGAGACUGGAUGUGGUGCAAGAUGAUGGAGGCGGGCACGUUUGUCCAAGCGCUAGACGACGUGAUCGCCGCCCAGUUCCCCAGCGACCUGGUGCUGCAGUGCCUGUCCAAGUCACUCACGCACGUCGAGGGCUACAAGGACACCAUCUUCCUGCACGAGGAGGCGUUCGACGUGCUCGGAGGCUUCGCCGACAGCGAGGAACGGCCGACACACCCCGGCGACCUGGACGACUACGACCUGGAUGACCCGGACAUACAGGCGGCCAUACACGGGUACAACGUCUCCAUCGACCAGUUCACGGCCGACCGGCUGCUGCGCGGCGUGCACGCCAAGCUUGCCAAUCCCAAGGAGAGCGACGACGUGGACGAGCUCAAGCGCCUGGCCGCCGUCCUGACGCGCAUCGCGUUCCGCGACAACAUCGACCACCGCGAGUCCAUCGUCGACCCGGCGCUAGUGGCCCUAGUGGCGGCCGCUCACGCCGACGGUCGCCACCCCAGCAACCCCAACAACCAGCAGUAGCGUCGUCCCGACGACCGGUUGCCGAGUAGCAGCCGGUAGCCUAGCAACAGCGUACAUGCCAUGGCAACACUUAGAGUAGUAGUCGUACUGUAUAGUGUGAGCAACCACGUGAAGUAACUUAGCAACGUGUAACGUAGCAACCAGUAACCUAGCAACCAGCACCCGUCUAAUAUAUUAGGCGGUGUCCUAGCAACCACGUGACACGCCAAUCUGUCUCCUAGCAACCUCUAACAUUACGAACGCCCCGAGUGAGCCCAGCCAAUUGCAUUCUGAUUCCGGCGGACCAGGAAACAGACUCAGUCGCUGGUGAUGAAGACAUUCCCGACGAUGGAGACCCCUCCACAGGCGAGAUGCGUUUGGGGAAUCCUGAAAUACUCACACACACUUCCAAGACAUUGGCUUCGCGCAACGAUGGCUGGGGUGGUCAUACGUGCAGCCAGGCAUUGGUCUGCCGCAACACUGACUCCAACCAGACUGGCACGGGUGAAUCCCGACACGAUGACAUCAUCAGUAUCAAGGCGAGGCGAUAUGUCCAACAAAACGUACUACGACGCACGCAGAUGAACACAGUCACAUGAUGGGAAAACCGAGACAAACCGGGGAAAACCCAGAAAAUCCAGGAAAACCCAGAAAAUCCAGAAAAUCCAGAAAAACUAAGCCGACACAUAAGGACACUGUGUGUUACUGGAGAAAACAUUUCUAAGAGAGAACCAUCUUGAAAACCAGUCAUUUUAUGCACCUGACAGCAGCCUCCCGGAAAUCGUCGCUGUUAACAUGUUAGUGAGUCGUUGUCUAAUGUUACCGCUCUUGUGUGUCACACAUGAUGAUGGUGAUGUUGAUGUCCGGGUAUGGCAGAGUUCCGACGUGUUGUUAACACCUUGCUGCAGUGUAUAUCGACGACAAGCUCGAAACUGAAAUAGACAGCACGAACUGCUUGCAUACUCGCCGCCGCGGUGUCCGAGUGUACAGCGUGCAUAGCAAUGGGCGUGCAUGUUUUGGACACGUAUCACAUUCCAUUAUUACACUAGUAUGUGUUGUAUCUCCAAACCCCAUGUCAGAUUUUUAAGUAAGGUGUCCAUGACAGCAGUAACUACAGCAGUACUAUAAUUAUUGAUAUGAAGAAUUCAACACUGGCCAUACUUGGUAUUCUGGCAUGCACACACACGCACGCGCGCACGCACACGUCACAGAGCACUGUCCAUCUUCGUUGCAACCAGGCUGUAAAUUGUAGUUUCAUGCCCUUUUAGGCAAUCACCAGUAGGGAGGGCCUGAAUAUGCUCAAAAUUUCGCAUAUUAUGCUUUUCGCAUAUUGGCCACUUGCUUCAAAAUAUGCUUCGAAAUCACACAAAAGCAGAAAAAUAUGCUCGAAAUAUGAACUGAUAUCAGUGAUGCAAAUUCUUUGCUCCUUGUAGCAAAAUAUGCUACAUUUGGUACAAUAUGCUAGAUUUGCUACUUUAUGCGACCUUGAGUCGCGGACACUCUCUUCUCGGGUCAAAUUUUCGCCCCGUGUUUGGACGAGCAUUUUUCCUUCCGGGAUAAGUUUGGAAGUGUUCCCUGACCGAGCGUGCCGUGGUAAA
Messenger RNA from Sycon ciliatum, 4017 nucleotides. RefSeq lists its product as uncharacterized. The transcript is spliced from 15 exons. The coding region runs from base 521 to 2440 and encodes 639 amino acids. The record is from RefSeq and is a predicted model, not a curated record. NCBI's taxonomy places the organism in Eukaryota, Metazoa, Porifera, Calcarea, Leucosolenida, Sycettidae.